This is a messenger RNA of Heterostelium album PN500, 993 nucleotides long. RefSeq lists its product as uncharacterized. The coding region runs from base 1 to 993 and encodes 330 amino acids. Lineage: Eukaryota; Evosea; Eumycetozoa; Acytosteliales; Acytosteliaceae. The record is from RefSeq and is a predicted model, not a curated record. The transcript has 2 exons.
AUGAAUACACAAGAAAACAAUGGAAAAGAGACAAGAUCUUCUUUUUCAACACAACCAAUUCCUAAACUACUAAAGACAUUACCACUCAAUAUUAACAAUAGUAGUAGUAGUAGUCAAGUGAACAAUCAUAACAAUAUGUCUACAACAACAACCACAAAGUUAGUAAAUACUAAUAAUAAUAAUAACAAUAGUAGUAAUAACAGUAAUAAUAAAGUAAAUUCAACUACUAUUACACCUGUAAAUAAACCAAUACAGCUUUUACCAUUAAAUAAACCAUUACCAAAGCCAUUACCUCUAUUUAAACCUAAUAUUAUCAAUAAAAAUAUAAUUACAAAUAUAAAUAACAGUAAUCAAAGUAUUUCAAGUAAUAAUAAUAUUAUUGGUAGUAGUAGUAGUAGUAGUAGCAGCAGCAGCAGCAGCAGCAAUAGUAGUAGUAGUAAUAGUAAUAAUAACAGUAAUCAAAGUAUAAACAAUGUAAAUAAUAAUAGUAAUAAAAGUAGUAGUAGUAGUAGUAAUGAUGAUAUAGAUUUCGAUUUUGAUUUCGAUGAUAAUAAUAAUAAUAACAAUUCAUCUAUAUCAGUUUCUACACAGUCACAAAAUUCAUUCACAAUGGCAUCAUCUUCAUCUCUAUUUAAACCGAUUAAUAACUUUAAUGCUAGUCCAAAGAAAUUGAACCCUCUUAUGUCAACCAUCAAUAACCAUAGUAUCAAUGUUAUGAAUAACAAAAAUAAUAAUAAUAAUAAUAAUAGUAAUAAUACAGUUCAAAACAACAACUAUAAUAAUAACAAUAAUAGCUAUAGCAAUAACAAUGAUGUAAUCGACUUUCAACAGAGAAUAAUGAUACCUAUCAAUUUAGAGUUUAAAUUAAUCAAUGAAACAGAGUUCUCUUGUAUCGAUCCAAAGAAUGGAGCAAUCAAGAGGAUAUUCUUACAGAUAGAAGGAGCAAAACAAUUUGAUGAGAAUUGGUGGGGUAAUACCGGUGUUACAACAUAA